Messenger RNA from Eleginops maclovinus (Patagonian blennie), 3411 nucleotides. Its product is annotated as leucine-rich repeat flightless-interacting protein 2. NCBI's taxonomy places the organism in Eukaryota, Metazoa, Chordata, Actinopteri, Perciformes, Eleginopidae. The transcript is spliced from 6 exons. The record is from RefSeq and is a predicted model, not a curated record. The coding region runs from base 138 to 1118 and encodes 326 amino acids.
CACCCGCUCUCCGUAGAUCACGGCCUGGGCGUCGGCAGUUCACUCACUGCUGCUGCGUAGGGAACAACAAACGCCUCUUCACCCACAGAGAGCUCGGAGGUGUCUCUUACAUAAACCUAAUAUAAAACAUACAAAAAAUGCAUUCAGUCACGCUGGACAGCAAUGGUUCGCCAAGGAAACGGACAAUAUCGCGGGGACUUAGCGAAGAUGAGUCUCUCCGUAGCAUUAUAAAAGAGACCGAGAGUUCGUCCAGGCGUCUAACACGAAGCGACAGCCGAGCAGGCACCCUGAAGAGGAGAACCGACAGCCAGCACUCUGACCAGGACAUCUACAUGGGACUACCAGAAAUGCUGGAGCUGCAGGCCAGCUAUGACGAGGUGGUGCAGGAGAUGCGUGGGAUGGAGGUUGAGAGAGAGACUCUGUUGUUCCAGGUGGACGUCCUGCAGGACACGCUGGAGGGUGUAGAGGAGCUGCUGGCUGAAGCCCAUAGGGAAGCUGGAGAGGCUAGUGCGGAGUUGGGACGAGAAAGGGAGGCCAAGAGGAAACUGGAGAGCAUGGUCAGCUCUCUGAUGCAAGAGGUGGAGAGACUAAAAGAGGAGAGGAAUAACCAUCCCUCUGCUCCAGAGAACACACAUGAAGGUGUGGACGAUGUGGACCAGAAAAUAAGACCAAGGGAAGAAGUGAAAGAUGAUUCAAAGGAAUUGAUGAAAGACUCCUCGCUGUGUGAACCUCACAGCCACGAGAGCAGAGGUAAUGUGUCAGACGAAGUGGUAGAGAGCGACGGGGAAGAGGAAGAAAGCGUUCUGAUGAAGCUACGUAUGAUUGUCAAUAAGCCCCUGGGCCACAUGCCCUCUCUUGCAGUGGACAACCCGUUCUCUAUAGACGGGGUCCUGCAGAGGCCUUACGAAAACGGUGCGGAGGAAGGACGGGAUUCAGACAGCAUAAGUGCCUACGAAGAUGCCUCUGCCGAGACUCCAGAGCAGGAUAGGAAGUGUCUGGGUGAAGAGGGCGUAUUUGAUCUGCCUCAUGAUUCAGAGGAAAGUUCUUCUAACAACGCUCUGGUCAAUAAUGGGGAGCCCAGUGACCCCAAAAACCCUGAAGCUUGUGUUGUGUCUUAAUCUGUUUGAUUUAAUGCUGGGCAAAAGGUCAAAGGUUAUUGAUUAUUAAUCAUUGGGUGCAAUUCGAAAGCUCUUUUAUUUAAAAUUUACCAACAUCAAUAUUUUUAUUCUUGGAUAACUUUGAGGUCAAAGCUAACAUUUUGAAAGUCUUAAUUAAGUCCUAACUAACAAGUUGAUCAAUAGAAAAUGUAUCUGCAACUAAUCAAACAAUCUAUUUAUAGUUUCAGAAGGAAAUUUAGCAAAAAAAAAAGUUAUUAUUUUUAUAAGUUAUUUUUAGAUUCUAAAAAGUCAAAGUUAAUCUUUGGGAGUUUGAAAACCUCAACAAAGACCAAGAGGUCAUUUUUAACUAUUCUGUCAUUUUAUAACUUAAUAAAGAAUGAAUCCUUCGCUUAAUUGAUAAUGAAAUUAAUGGCUAGUGGCAGCCCUUGUUGUAACACACUGUAAGUUUCUGUUUAAAAAAACUCAGGUUUCACCAGCUCCACUAAAGACUACUUAAUAUUAAUUGCCAAUUGUUUAUUUGUAAUAUCUGUCUUACCUUUUCUUUGUAAUACAUUGAUUGACAUGGAACAAAAGUCCAUGCUGCUUUGACCUUUUACCUCUUUCUUAAUCUUUAAAUAAGCUUUGUUGUAAACUAACAGCUGCCAGGACACACAAUCCGGAUUUACCUGUAGACAAAACACAGUGAGCUCUGUGAGUACCUGGACAGGGACAGUGGAUGUUUUCUCCAAUCACAUUUAUAAAUCCGAGUUGGAUGAUUUUUCAGACACGCAGUUAUUAAAUGCAUUUAAAGAUAUUUGUUGUUACUGUUUCCAGCUGCAGAGCUCACUGUACAGAAAGUGUAGGACAUGUUUAUCCAUUUUUGGAAGCUCAGAGCAGCUACAGGUAAUCAAAGGCAGUUGUUUGGAGGGAUAUAAGAUACAAAUUAAAUUAAGGGAAAAUGCCAUCUUUUUGCUGCCUUGCUAAUCUUUAAAAGAAGAUUUAUUUUUUUAUCUUUUUUAUAACCGUCCCUUUUUCCUGUGUUUAGGUUGAAAUUAGGGAAAUUGAUUUGGCUGCAUUUGCACUUUCUAAAGUUCUUGUAUUGUGGCAUAAAUGUGUCCGAUUACAUUAGAAGCAACAUUCCCUAAGUAACCAAACACGUCAGCGAGAAUGAAUCAGCUGACCUGCAGCAGGCUGCCUGCGUGGUAACACUGUACGUUUGCACAUUUGCAGUGAAACUUGCUGAAACUAGUCUCUUUGUAUGUCUGAUUGCUGUAAACACUUUGUAUUUAAUCGCAAUUUUUUAAUUUUGUGUUUAUGUGAUGUUACAUUUCCUAAAAGCUUAAAUCAAAGUAGACCCUUUCACCUCAUUUGUGAUCAUUUUUGCAUGAGCACCUAAGAAUGUACAUCAAUUUCCAAACUGCACAUGAAUUGAUCCGCCAUUUAUUAGUGCUUUUGCACGCAGUACACUUAAAUUAAAUCAUGCUUUGAUCUAAGGUGUAAACUGCAAAGAUUUUGAAGGGACUUUUUUUUGUUGCAAAUGUAUCACUGUCAUUUAACUAACAAAUUGUUUACUUAAAGGGGAAAAAUUCACAUAACACUACUAAUCUUAAAAUAAAUCUCAAUUUGAUAUCUGAAAGUGUUACGAGGAAAACAAAAGUGGAACAAGAUUUUUAGUCAUUUAAAAAAUGGGUCGAAUGUUUGCAGAAUUUAGCUGCUUAUCAUUUUGUGGGUUUGUAAUAUUUGUAUUCAAUCUUUUUUACUGCUUUUAUCACAGUCUUAUUUCACAUAAUGCUGGUUCACAUGAGAAUACUUGAUUACCGGUUAUGUUGGCUGCCAUGAUGCACAAGCGGCUCAGAGUACUUUGUGGUGGGAGUCAGAUGUUACUGUGGUGCUGUGUGUUGGCACUGCAGUCAGUUGUUGAUCAGGUCAGAUGGUUUUACAUGAACACACAAUCAUUGAUUGUUUUUGUCAACAAUUAUAUUUUAUGUUACCAAUGAUUUUUGUCCAGGUCAAAGGAUUUGCUUUGUUGUAAUAAACCAAUAAAGUUAUGUUACUUUGACUUUUUUAAUCUGAUCAAUCAUCAUUUUUAAAUGUUCUUCAUUUCCAUAUAUAGCGCUGUUCAGCAUCGUGAGCAAACAGACUCUUGUGGUGACAUUGGUGCAAAAACAAAUGUUCUUACUGUAAUUUGGUGCAUUUUAUGGCUCUAUAUAUUUUCGACUUGUCCUGAGCUUUGAUGUAUCAGUAAGUUACAACAAUGUAUACUUGUAUUGGGAAUCACGUUUGAGACAUAUCAAAAUAAAAAAGGUGAACAAUG